AUGGUCAACUUCAAGCAUUUAUUCAAUACCGGUGACAAGGAAUUAGAUGAGCCAUUUAUUUUUGCAUCUCAGGCAACUCAAGUUUACUAUGUGCAAGAUCCUAUUGAUGCUGAUUGGUUUGCUGUUUUAAAGUCAAAACAACGUGACAUGUAUGAUAUGGAAGAAAGGCUAGACAAUAGUACAGAAAUAGGUUCUUUCUUGCCAGAUUUGGAUGCAAACACGCAAGUGAAUGUAUCUAUUGGUGGUAGUUGUGUUAGGACUGAUAUAGAUGGAAUAAUGGUUGCUGAAAACCAACCUAGAGGAAAGUUUGUAAGAGGAAGAGGAAUGGGUAAAGAAACGGAGGUCAAUGAAUAUGAACUACAAAGGGCUACCAACAUAAAAGAAAAUUUGAAGCGGAUGAGAUCUCUUAAUCUCCAUGUACCUAGUACUAUGGUUAGUGAAGAAGCAAAUGGAUCACAUCAAGCCAAUAAGAAACAUAAGACAAGGACAUUAGCAGCUUCAACUAAUGGACCUACUUUGCGAUCAAGGACUGAAAGGGAUAUUGUUGAUGAAGAAUCUGAAAAUAGUUACGAAGAAUCUGAAAACCCCAUCAAUGAUGAAGAGCAACCUAUUGGGCAUCGAAAUAUAAAGAAAGGAAGGGGCCCAACCUUGAAGAAGAACAUAUAUUCAAGUAGUGGUGGGCCUAAAAUCUGCAUUACCCUUAAUGAAUAUGGACAACCAGUUGGUAGGAACAGCAAAGAGUUUGGUAAUUUCAUAGGAACUUUGGUGAGGAAAAAUAUCCCGGUUUCUUGUGAGGAUUGGAGACUAGUUGAUUCUAAAAAGAAGUUUGAGUUAUGGACAAAAGUGAAGGAAUACUAUGAAGUGGAUGAAUCUGGUAUAGAUUAUGUUAUAACAUCUGCAGCAAAAAAGUGGAGAGAGUUUAAGGCUGACCUAAAGAACAAAUAUUUUGAUGAAACAUUGAGUUUUGAAGAGCUUAUUGCUAAAAGGGAUGAAAGGGUGAAAGAAUCUGAUUGGGAGUGGUUGAUAACUUAUUGGAUGUCUCCAGAAGCCGAGGUUCGUACAAACAGAGGUAAAGAUAACCGUUCAAAGCUGACUAUGUCGCAUGCAGCUGGCAGCAAGAGUUAUGCUCGUGUGGGGCAUGAACUGGCCGAGCAACAAGGACGCCCUGCGAGAAGAGAUGAAAUAUAUGUUAGAACACACACGCGUAAGAACAAAGAAGGGGAUAUUGUGCCUCUACCUGGAGCAGAAAUAUUCAUUAAUAAAUUUGAAGAAGCUGUUGCUGAGAACCCAGAACUGAAGGACAGAAGUAUUGAAGAUGGUGAUUUAUAUGCACAUGUUUUUGGAGAGAAAGAACCAAGAGGUCGUAUUCGUGGUUUAGGCUUAGGACCAACUCCACAAGAUGUAGGCACCCCUGGAACUCAAAUGAAAAUGUCAACAAAGCUUCAAAUGGCAUUGCAAGCUCGCAGUCAGUCUGAGCAAGAGUUCGCCGUCUAUCGAGUUAAUUAG
Zea mays is the source of this 1506-nucleotide messenger RNA. RefSeq lists its product as uncharacterized. The coding region runs from base 1 to 1506 and encodes 501 amino acids. NCBI's taxonomy places the organism in Eukaryota, Viridiplantae, Streptophyta, Magnoliopsida, Poales, Poaceae. The record is from RefSeq and is a predicted model, not a curated record. The transcript is spliced from 9 exons.